Pristis pectinata (smalltooth sawfish) is the source of this 2331-nucleotide messenger RNA. RefSeq names its product polymerase (DNA directed), alpha 2 (gene pola2). Gene Ontology annotation, molecular function: DNA binding. The record is from RefSeq and is a predicted model, not a curated record. NCBI's taxonomy places the organism in Eukaryota, Metazoa, Chordata, Chondrichthyes, Rhinopristiformes, Pristidae. The transcript is spliced from 18 exons. Gene Ontology annotation, cellular component: alpha DNA polymerase:primase complex. Gene Ontology annotation, biological process: DNA replication; DNA replication initiation. Bases 183 to 1991 code for a protein of 602 amino acids.
AGACUGAUUGGCUGGAGGACCAAGAGAGGGGGGGAGGAGGCAGGGUACGCGCGGGAGAAUCUGAGCGCUUUCUGCCUUCUUUGGGGUCAGGCUUGAAGUCGGCUGGAAACGGUUGACGACAAACAAAAUAUAGAUUCAGUGAGUGAACAUAACUUCCCACUGAGGUAAACAAAGCCCCGGAGAUGCCGGUAAAUGUGAAGACGAUAGCCGAGGAGCUGGAAACAUUCGACGUGACGGUUGAAGAUGACGGUUUGCUGGAUAAACUGGUGGAGUUGUGCGUCACGUACCGCUUGAAGGAGGAGACGAUAGUGAAUGAAUGGUUUGCGUUCAGUAGUACACGAUACGGGAUUCCCCUGACUGCAGACAAUCUGGACAUCUUUGAGCAUGAGAUACUUAACAAAAGGGUCAAUAAGACGUGUCCAGCAAAGCGAAACUACCGGGCACCAAUACAGGACCUGAACACUCUUGAAGACCUUGUCCAAGCAGAAGUGGAGGAAGAGGACCUGCUGGACUCCUACGCCACACCAGGAAGGGCGACUUCACAGAAGCGAGCACUGACCACCCCAGAAAACCGGCAAUCGAAGAAGGCGUCUGCUGCCCGCAGCCCUCGCGUCCUCUUCUCCCCGGCCUCCUUCUCUCCCAGUCCCACCCCAUCUCAGAAGUAUAGUUCCAGAACUAACCGCGGUGAAGUGGUCACCUCCUUUGGCGCAGUACAUGGGAAUAUGUGGCAUGGUGUGGGUGGCAAGAAUGCCAGUGUGCAGCUCCUAACUGCGCCUGAGGACUCGAUCACCAAAAGAUUUAAACACAUGUUCCAGAAGCUCUUUGACAUCCGAGAAGUUCUGAACAGCAGGAUUGAGGAUUUGACUCCGUCUUUGACAGAUCAUCAGCACAUCGAGGAAUUCAGGCCAGUGGCCGUACAAGCUCAGGAACCAGUAAAGUUUCUGGGGCAGAUUGCCUGUGACAGCAAUGGAAAACUUAAUGCAAAGUCAGUGAUAUUGCAGGGGGAUCUGGAACACUCGACAGGAAUGCAAGUGCCGGUGGAUCUGUCGGAGUUAAAGGAAUAUUCUCUCUUCCCUGGGCAGGUGGUGGUCCUGGAGGGAAUAAACAGCACUGGCCGCUGCAUCGUGGCUUCCCAGUUGUACGAGACUGUCCCGCUGCCUUUCUACAGACCUAACAGGGAAUUGGAGGAGGACUUGGAAGGACUGGAGCAGCAGAUGGUUCUUGUGGCCUGUGGACCAUACACCACCUCGGACAGCAUCACCUAUGACCCCAUGAUGGACCUUAUAGAUGUCAUCAACAAGGACCAACCAGACGUCUGUAUACUGUUGGGGCCGUUUGUGGACAGCAAGCACGAGCAGAUUGAGAACUGCCAGCUGACAGUGACAUUCCAGGAGGUUUUUAAGCAAUGUAUGAAGGGAAUUGUGGAAGGAACAAGGAGUUCAGGGGCUCACCUUGUGUUCGUGCCGUCGCUGAGGGAUGUUCAUCAUGACUUUGUGUACCCUCAGCCACCGUUCCACUGCUUCGAGCCGGCCAAAGACGAUAAAGGGCGAGUCCAUUUUGUCUCUGAUCCCUGCACACUGAAUAUCAACGGAGUAGUCUUCGGGGUGACGUCAACAGAUGUUCUCAUUCAUAUGAGCGCGGAGGAGAUUAACGGUUCUCUAGGCGGAUCAGACAGAUUUACAAGAAUCCUCAAGCACAUCCUGACUCAGAGAAGUUACUACCCUCUCUACCCGCCUGCAGAAGAGGUGAAUGUGGACUACGAUUGCUUCCAGCUGUACGUACAGCUCCCUGUUACUCCCGACGUUUUGAUUGUUCCCUCUGAGCUGCGUUACUUUGUCAAGGACGUCCUGGGCUGCAUCUGUGUCAACCCCGGGAGGUUGACCAAGGGUCAAGUUGGUGGGACCUACGGCCGCCUGUUUGUGCAGAAGCAGAGGAGCGGGGAGGCGGAGAGGCAGACCCCCUGCGUGGCUGCACAAGUGGUGAAAAUCUGAGCCCUCCCUCCAAAGUGCGUGGAUGUGUCUGGUGUCUGACCACGGAGGUGAAGAUGCCAAAGCUUCCAACGACGACUGGAUCCCCAGUGAGAUGUCUCUUGGUAGGAUCAGGCAUUCCGAUUUGUGAUUCCUCUGCUGGCCCCUUCCAGUGAGAUUUGACUCAGAAUCAAACAGAGUCUGACUUGCCCGAUACUUAUCGAAGCAAGAUUACAACAGCCGCUGCAGCAUUGUUUUUUUCUUCUUUGUUUUGUUUAUCUCCCCCUUCCCGCCCCAGCAGGAAGGGGGAGAUAAUUGGGACGGUGUGGUUUUUCCAUGUAAAUAAAAAAAUUUGAUUUACCUC